GCUCGCCGCCCCGCACUGCCGCGACGAUGCUGCCGCGGGUCGGUCGCUGCCGCCAGGCUCCGGCCGCCUGGCUCCGGCUGCUGCUGCUGCUGGCGGCGGCGCUGGCGCGGCCGGCGCUGCCCGAGGUGCUGUUCCGCUGCCCGCCCUGCACCGCCGAGCGCCUGGCCGCCUGCGCCCCGGCCGCCGCCUGCCCCGAGCUGGUGCGGGAGCCCGGCUGCGGCUGCUGCCCGGUCUGCGCCCGCCUGGAGAACCAGUCGUGCGGGGUGUACACGCCGCGCUGCGCCGCCGGGCUCCGCUGCUACCCGCACCCCGGCGCCGAGCUGCCGCUGCAGGCGCUAGUGCAGGGCCAGGGCACCUGCGUCCGGAGACGGGACGUGUACGGGGCCAGCGCCGCGCCGGGCGCCGUUGUCAUAGGUUUUGUCUUCUCUGUGCUGCUCUUCAAACCAGAUUUUCUGAUUCCCAGUCUACCUGAUUAG
Molecule: messenger RNA, 476 nt
Organism: Mauremys reevesii (Reeves's turtle)
Lineage: Eukaryota; Metazoa; Chordata; Testudines; Geoemydidae
Product: insulin-like growth factor-binding protein 2
Exons: 3
Coding region: 27-476 (149 amino acids)
Biological process (GO): regulation of insulin-like growth factor receptor signaling pathway
Cellular component (GO): extracellular region
Molecular function (GO): insulin-like growth factor II binding; insulin-like growth factor I binding
Source: RefSeq, a predicted model, not a curated record